AUGACGCGUAGAGUUCCUCCGCAAAGAAAGACUUCGGGAUGUUAUUAUAAUUAUCAGCAUUACGAAGAAUCGGAUAGAAUAAUAACGAACGAGCCAUGCCUCAACUGUACAUGUCACAAUCGAAUGCUGAUGUGCUACCUGAGGGUAUGUCCAUUUACCAAACCGAUCGGAUUAGAUUGCGUAAUCGAGAAACGUGAAGACCAAUGCUGUCCUGUGAUAACUUGCCCGGAAGUGCCAGUAGAAUUAAUGACAUCGACGGCAUCGUCGACCGACGUAGGACAUCUCAAUACAUACGGAUGCAGUAUCAAGAACAAGUUUUAUCCCGAUGGAGCCAGGUUGCCUUCCAAUCCACAUAAUCCAUGUGAAUUGUGUUACUGCAUUAGGAAUUCUACGACAUGCGUUAUGCAAGAAUGUACUUUACAUGUGCCUGGAUGCACACCGAUUUAUAAGAAGGGAUUGUGCUGUCCAGAGCGAUAUGAGUGUGAUCACGAUGAAGAGUUGCUUCAAUUGGAUGAUACUACCACUACUGUCAGACCAACGCCGGGAUACUUAUUGCCAACUACUACGAUAUCUUCAAUAUCACAAUCAUGUAUGCAUAAUAAUGAAGAAUACGCCGAUGGCACUUUAAUAAUAACGGAUAAACCUUGUGAACAUUGCUAUUGCAUGAGAGGAGACAUAGUUUGUGCUGUACAAGAAUGUGGAACUCCUUUAGAAAACGAAGGCAAAAAUUGUACUGCUCUUCCACCAAGAAAUGGCCAGUGUUGCCCCGACACGUACAUUUGUGGCACCCUUCAAGAUGAUGAACAUACUACUCAAUUUGUCGAUCACAGCAUACCCCUUGCAACUGAAGCAUCACCAAUUAGUGAUAAAAACUUGGUGGAUCAAAUGACUGAAAAUAAUGCUUUGUUAACCGAAAAAGACUCAGAAGACAAGGUAGUAGAUCAAUCUAUCUCAACAGAGCAAUAUACCGAAACAGAUAAUGAAGUUCAUCCUCUUGAGACAUUAGAUAAAGACUUACCAAAUUAUACUGCAACAAAACUACCUCCAGAAAGUACAACAGCUAAAGUUUUUAGCGAAGGUUAUGAAAACGAAAAUGAAGUAGAUCAUGAGCACGAUGAUUCUACAGAAAAUCAAGACGCUAUGGCUAUGGCGGGUAUUGUAGAAACUGACCAAAAAAUGCAUUCAGAAAGUCAAGUAACACAUAUGCCACCGGAACUGAUUACAAACAAAUUUUUGGAAUCUACAGAAAAGCCGUCAGAUUCGUAUCCAUCAGACGAAAUAAAUGACACCGACGAAACCGUUCAUGAUUUGAAUAAAGAAAACGAUAAACAUUUUAUAACUCAAUCAGAUGACAAUAUUAUUGAAAUUACUACACUUGCUGCUCAAUCAAUAUCUGAAAAAGAAAAACUCACGGUAGGAGAUAAUACAGCUCCUGAAGAGAGCAAUGCCAAACCAACUGAGAACAUCGAUGAAAUUAAACAAGAAACUGGUCCAAUAGAACAACAAAAUGAAAACGAAUUCAACACUACACCUGGAGAACAAAAUAUAAGUUUUAUUGAAAAGGGAACGCAAACAUCAACACCGGAGACAGAAGACCACGUUAUACAGGAAGAUAUCUUGAGUACACCAAACGAUAUUAUUGAUUCCGAAGGUACAAGUGAUAAGAAAAUAUCUGAAUUAGACGAAGCAUCUUCACCGGAAGACAAGAAAGAAAUCUCGAUGGAUACCUCAACUACGCAAACAUCGGUGGGCGAUGAAACCAACUUACUUGAAGGUGAUGUACAAUCAGUUGAUGAGCAAGGAGAAAUCACAUAUAACACAGAAACGACAUCAUCUCAAAUUUCAGUAGAAAAAGCUGUAGAAACCGAUCAAACCAAUGAAAUGAAGGAAGAGAUCCCAUCUCAAUUGCCUGAAAGUCAGGAUAUGAAACCUUCUGAAGAACAAACUUCAGUUGAUUUAGAAACUGUGACAACUGAGAAUGCAAAGCCUGCUUUAAUUGAAUCUGAUGUACAAUCUGCAUCCGAAGAUGAGAAAAUAUUAGACAUGAAAGAUACUGACAAUAAGGAAGAUUCGAAUGAAAAUAUUUUAGAAGAGUCCAUUACACCAGUUUCAACGGAAGAAAUAUCAGAAAAUAAGGACGAUAUGGAUGAUAAAAAACAAAAUGUUUUGGAUGAAUCUAUAGCAAUCGUAGAACAACCCGAAAUUAGCGAAAAAACUAAAGAAGAGCUAGAAAGUGAAAAUGAACAAAAAGAAGCGAAUGAAGAGAAACUGGAUGAUAGCAAAGAUGAGCAAUUACAUAUUGAUGAUCUACCACACCAAACUGAUGCUAGUACAAAUGUAUAUAAUAAACCUGAUUAUACAACUGAAAAACCUCUAUUAACUGAUGAUGAUAAUCUACUUCAAAUACCUGAAAAAUCUUCAGAAAAUCAAAUCUCUGAGUUAGACAAUAGAAUUAAUUCUGAAUCUGUACCAACAGAUCAAGAUAAAACUUAUAUAAAUGAAAAGGAAGAGACAGAUUUAAAUCAAGAUAUCGUUGAAAGUUCGACAAAACAUGUUGACGAAGGAGAUUAUGAAAGUUUACCAGAAUCAACUGUUUCAGAAGACAGCAUUUCUCACUCAUCGAGUGAAGCAGACGUUGAAGAUGUUCAAUCCAUUUCAGAUAAUUUAUCACAUAUUCCAACCACGGAGGAAAAUUUGAAAAAUAUGGACGAUGAGACAAAUAUGAAAGAUGAUAAAGAAACAGACAUGAAUAAUACAGAAAAAGAAAAAAUGACUGAAAAUAACGAAAACUUAGAUUCAAUCCUUGAACCUGCAGGGGAAACUGAUACCAUUAUAUACAAUACUGAAAAGAAUGAAGAAAUGGAGCAAACUGUAACUGAAAAAGACAAUUAUUCUGAAAAGGAUAAUGAGCUCGAAAUGCAUACAUCUGAAAAAUUGCAUGAGAGUGCGACAAAAGAAAGUGAAAUUGAAGAAACAAAACUGGAACAACUUGACGAAAAAGAUGAGGAAAAAAUUGAUUUAGAGGAAAGUAGUAAGGCUACUCCUAGUUCAUUAGAUAAUGUGGAACAAUUGAAUAAUGAUGUUGUAAUAGAUGAAAGCAAAAAUGAAAAUGAGAUGAAAGAUGUAAGUGAUAUCGACAGUCAGGUUGAGCAACAUGUGACUAGUUCAGAUGAUAUUAAACCGCAGGAACUCGAUUCUCAAACACCAUCAGGAAUUCAAGGUUCUGAGCAAACCACCGAAGAAUUGUAUUCUGAAUCACAUAAAGUGCAUGACAGCACCGAAAAAUUAGAAGAAGAAAUUUCUGAAUCUGCAUCGCAAUCAUACCCAGCAGAACCGGCGGAUAAAUUGCCAGAAGAAACGGAUGAACAUAAAGCCGAAGAUGAUGAAAAUAAAUUGAAUGAAGAAAAAGUAGAGAUAAUGUCUCAAGAUAUAGAACAACAUCAUGAUACGAAAGAAGAUUCGAAAAUUCCAUUCGAAGAAACGUCUUCAACACAGGAUCAAAAAGAAAGUGAAGAAGAUAGUCCUAUUCAAACUAUUCAAAUACCAAGUAAGGAACAAAUUCCAAUAGAUAAGGAAGAAGAAGUGUCUGAUAUCAAAGAGCAACAUACUGAAGGCCCAACAACUUCAAUUGAUGAAUCAAAACAUGACGAGCCUCUAGUUUUAGAUGAAAAUUUGCCCACUGCCCAUAUCAUUGAUGAAGAACUUACAAAACAAGAUGCAUUACCUGAAAAGGAUGUAGAGUCUCAUACAGAAAAAGAAGUGCAGUUCCAAACCUCUACAACAUUGGAUGAAAAUAAUUUAGGCAGUACUUCUUCAUCUAGCACUGAAGAAAAUGCUAAAACUGAACAUGAUUCAUUAACAAAACAAAAACCAGGGUCAGAAAUUGAAUACAACAACGAAGAAGAUGUAAGUACUAUACUGAGCAACGAUGACAUCAAGAAUGAAGAACACACUAUUACAGAAAGCAGCGUCCCUGGAGAUAUUAAUGAAUCUUAUGUCAAGCCUACUCAAUUAUCAGAAAUAUCAACAUCUUCUACUGAAGGUAAAACGAACGAAGUAACUGAAGAUCAAGUAACUGAAACUGCGGUUUCUCCCGAUUUUAAUGUUAUCAAGCCAGGUGAUAAAGAAACCGAAGUAGACAGUGAUGAAAAGACGAAUAUUCAAGAAGAAGAAACUCACAGUUCUUUAGAAGACACAUCUGUAACCGAAAGUGUAGAUGAUGAAAAGCAAUCCGAUAUUCAGAAACCUAUCAGCGAUGAAAAGAUAUCUGAAACAAAUGAACAAGAAAUUGAAUCCGAUGUUCAGAAACCUAUUAGCGAAGAAAAUAUACCCGAAAAAGAUGAACAAAUAAUGGAAUCCGAUGUUCAGAAACCUAUCAGCGAUGAAAAGAUAUCUGAAAUAGAAAAACAACAAACUGAAACCCCAUCAACUGAAAUUUCUGAGAGUCAAACAGAAAGCACAAAUGAUGAUAUAAAACAAUCGUCAGAUGAUCAAAAUUCUGCUAUAACAAAUCAGGAUGAAAAAUUGGCAGACAGCAAACCAACUAACGAUAAGGAAUUUGAUGAUAUUAGCAUGAGCAUUGUUACAGAAAUAAGCGUACAUGAUGAAAAUGCUGUAACUCAACAAUCAGGAGUUCACGAAGAAACUGAUGAAGAUAAGCAAGGUCAAAUCUACUCUACUGCUAAGCCAUUAUUAGAUGAUUCAAUUAACGAACACGAUUUAGAUAACUCUCACAUUGAGUCUUUAGAAGAUCAAUCUCAUUUAACAUCUAGUCCAUUAUCAGACAAUCUCCCUUCAAAUAACCAGGACGAUUCCGUUUCAACUGCAAAGCCAUUAUUUGAGGACCAAUCGUCUGACGAAACGACUUCUAAAUUCACAGAACCUGUUGAAAGUCAUGACGAUGAAUUACCUUCAACUAAAUCUCCAUUAACGGAAAGUUUGGAUUCGAAUGAACAAAAUAAAGAUGCACAAACUGACGAAAAUAAUGUAGAUUUUAAUUCUCAAUCUACCUCUGGACCAUUGUUAGACUCUUUGCUUCACAAUAAACCAACAGUUCUUCCAGAUGCUGAAAAAACUAAAAACGAUGACUCUAAACCAUCCGAAGAGCAUCAAACUACUGUUGAAGAUGUUACAGACUUAUUGGAAACUAAAAUACCUGAUGUUAGUGAAUCUGGAGAACAAAUCAAAGAUCCAUCUGACGAUGUAAAAUCAGAAUUAGAUCAAAAUCUUACAGAUAGCUCACACGACAGUGAACCAUCUACUGAAGAAAAUAAAGAUUCUGAAUCAGAACAACAUGAAUCAAAUGAAAUUCAAUCUACAACUGCUUCAAUAUCAAGUAGUGAAGCAGCUACACAAGAAUCGGAUGGUCCAAUUUCAGCUGAGCAAACUAAAGAAACACCGGAUAAAUCUGAAGAUGAAGAUGAUUCUCACCCGAUAUUAGAAUCAUCAUCAAUUAAAUCACCUGUUGAGAUACAAGAUAACGAUAGCUUGGAUUCAGUGACUUCAGAUAUAGAUGCAUCUCACUCAACUUCGAGACCAACUGUAGCUAGUUCUGAUAUGCCCGAUACGUUGGAUGCUGAAAAGUCGGUAGAUGAUAAACCAACAUUGGCUCCUGAAUCAACGCAUAUUAACUUACCUACUGAUGAAAAUAAUGAUGCUGUAUCACAAAUUGAUGAAAAUAUUGAUGCAAUAUCAGAUAAUAAUAAGAUUCAAGUAACUACAUAUAGUUCCAAUAUUGAAACAGAAGAAAAAGAAUCGACAAAACUUACUACCCCUACUCAUCAAACCGAUUUAUCUGAUUCUCAGAUAACAGAACCAAGUGAUAAAAAUUCACUUCUUUCAGAAGAUCAAAACGUAGAUGCUACGACGCCUGAACAAGAUAAAGAAGAACUAGUUGAAGAGGAUGAAGAUUUACUACAAUAUAAGCCAGCUGCAAUACCAGGAGAAGGUUCAUGUUUAGUGGAAGGUGUAACUUAUGCAAAUAAUACCUCUAUUCCUUCGAAUAAUAAAUGUCAAAUUGGGUGCUUCUGUUUGAGUAGCGUUAUAAAAUGUGAUGCAAUCAAUUGUGCGCCGCCUCCACCCAAUAUGGUUAGAUGCCAACCAGUAUAUCACGGGCUUGAUUGCUGUCCCACUUAUGUGUGUGAAGGUUUUGAACAAGUUACCUUAAAAUCAGACAGUUAUAUGGCAGAAACUCAUGUUACCAGAUCGCCAAGCGAAAAUGACAUUUCAGAUAACGCAAGCACCGCUGUUGUAGAUCAUCGUCCAGAAGAGUCAGAUCAUCAUACGGAAGAACAAACUAAAGAGGCAACUUCGGAGGGAUAUUUGGACGAGAUGCAAACUCAUAAGUUAGAUGACGUUGCAACUGCCGCUCCGGAAAUGCAAUCGGAACCAUUGCCGACAAGCAUUAGUUCAGAAAAUAUUGAUAUAAAUGAUAGAAUACAAUCUGAAAACAUGACAACAUCAAAGGAUGAUUUAUCACAACAAGAAAUUUUGCCAGCUCAUUCCCACGAUGAUAGCAUUGCAGAUAUUUCUACUGAAAAUGAUAUUAUUUCAGACGCGGAGGAACAUGAAAAAGAAAUCAUAUCUGAAACAAGUACAAAGGAUACUACAAAACUAGUAGAAGACACAAAAGUUGAAUCACCAGAUAUUGAAAAACCAGAUUCAGAAGAUAGUUCAAUUGAACCUGAUUACGCACAAAGAACACUUACUGCUACUAGUCCAAAUGUGUCGGAUCCUUCCGAUGACCACCACAAAGACGAGAACGUUGAUAAAACUGAUAAACCUGAAGUAUCUCAAGUGUUACAUGCUGAUGAUGAAGUCGGUUCAGAUGAAGAAGCAAACGUUGAUAGUCAUUCCAUAUCUGAUGAAUCUUUAACAGUUGACGAUCACAUAGAUGAUCUGCAUAAAGAACCCGAAAUCAUGGAGGAGCACAUUGAGCAUGAUCACAAUAUUCCAGAACACGAUCCGUUCUUGCAAAACCAUACUUUAGUCGAUGAAUCCACUGGCGAUGAACAUUUAGACAACCAAUUUCCUCAACCGUCUUAUGGUCAAGAUUAUGAAGACGAAAACGAUGAACAAGACGCUGCUUUUGGCCCGGGUACUUGCCGAUAUGGAGGAAAGGUUUACGUUAGCGCUCAGCAAAUUCCAAGAGAUGAUCCCUGUGAUUUCUGUUUCUGUUUCCGCAGUGAUAUAAUUUGUCUGCAACAGAGCUGUCCGCCUCCAAUUCGAGGUUGCCAUGAAGAACCAAUAUCCGGUUUUUGUUGUCCAAGAUACGAAUGUCCUGUAUCAAUGGCAACUGUAUUAAAUGUAUCGACGACUACGACGACGACGACAACGACGCUGCCGCCGCACUUCUCGCAUCACGCCUAUAACGGCGCUGCGACCAAAACGGGUUGUCAAAUAGGCGGUCAGGCGUACACUGUAGGAGAGGUUGUACGUAGCGCCAGUGGGCCAUGUCUUCAUUGCAUAUGCGGAGGAGACGGGCAAAUGCAGUGUGAACCUAAAGUUUGUAGUCCAGAACCAAUGCUGAGGCAAAUGAUUGCUGCAGCGUCGAGCCGCCGAAGAAGAUGAAGAUUUUUAAAUCCUUAAUUAUUUUACUAAAUUAUGAUGUGAAUUUAUCGCAAAUUUAUUGCAUAAACUUUAAAUUAAAGCUUAACGAUAGCCAGUGCCAUGGUAUACGUGAUGAAAAAUUAAGCAAUUAAUAUUCAAACAAAAUCUCUCAGUAAUCAAAUGCGGAAGUAACCGAACUGAGUUUUUAUUCAAAUAUAUAGCAGUACUUCUUAUUCUGACAUUCGUGAAGAAACGCCUCUUAAGAGCGUAUUAUGU
Molecule: messenger RNA, 7824 nt
Organism: Ctenocephalides felis (cat flea)
Lineage: Eukaryota; Metazoa; Arthropoda; Insecta; Siphonaptera; Pulicidae
Product: titin homolog
Exons: 8
Coding region: 1-7569 (2522 amino acids)
Molecular function (GO): protein binding
Source: RefSeq, a predicted model, not a curated record